GACUUGUCUCACUAUCAUAAUUUGAUCCAUUUGGUCCGAUCACAUUUCAAAAGCCUCGAAGAGCUGCACGAUUGAAUUAUUUCAUCCCCAUUCAAGUUAGCUGGAGGGCUGAACCGGAAGUAUCCGACUCGGCCGGCGAAAGUCAUUACUGCGCUCGCUCUAUGGGCCGCACAGAUGCGGAAGCAAUGCGGAAGUUGUUGAACCUUUUUGGCUUCAUGCGCCACUCAUGGCGCCACUGAGCAACUUUCAUAGGAAUGAACGGGGCCCCGCCUCCGAUGCUGUAUCCAGUUCUCUUUAUAUAUCCAUGAUACAGUCAUGUUCUGCUCACUUUCACUUUCUCUCCCCUGCUGCUGCAUUACCACGCGCAUGCGCCCAGCAGCGAGACACCUACGGCACAGGAGUAUACUAUCUCAAGAGUUAACUGUUAGAUAAUAUUUAGGCUAUAGAUGUAUGGCUGUUGUGCCUUUUCGAUGAGUUGGGGAAAAUGGUUAAAAAUACUAAGCGUGUCGCAACACAAUGAGCUGCCGUGAGUUGUUGAAAUCAAAAGUGAAAGUCCGUUUGUGUUUGUGUGCUCUCGUAGUUAUUUCACUUCAUCCUGUUUUAACGUUACUCAAUUUUUAAGUUAUAAAAACAUUCGUGAUUCGUGAUUCAUGAUGAUGAUGAUGAUGAUUGAAGUAAUUUUGUUUGGAUACUUCAUGGCGUGCGUUUCUGCUAAUGGGGUUGCAGAUGUGGUGCUGUCUUGCGCCCUGGUGGAGGAGGGAGUUGGACUGGGUGGAAUGGGAGGAGGCUCUCACUUCACCCGGACUCCAGCCACUCUUGUCUUGAGAGAUGUUGCAGUGGCUCCUGACGAAUCCCUUGAGGCGCUCACGCCAUUUGUCCCGCCCUCGAUCGUUGAUCCAGAUGCCAUCCUGUUUGAGGCCAAAGUGUCAUCACCGGACAUCCCCAAGGCAGACGUGUUGCUCCACGCGGACUGCAAUGAGCAGGAGGUGAUGUGUGAAAUAAGCCGUUACUCUCCUCGUGGCUCCCAGGAAGGUUCAGAACCAGCCUAUUUUAUGGUGUCCCUUAAUGUGGAAGGAGUUGAUUUCAGCACCUCAAUGAUUCUGCGGACUUUGACGCUAGAGAGGGACCAGUCAACCCUGAUACAAAACAAACUGAGCCUGCCUCUUAGCCAGUCGGGAACUCUGCCAACUGAGGUGAUAUUCCUGGUGUUUACCCCGGUAAAGUCUGUAUCUGCCCCUCUGAGAGGUGAUGUUCUCCUCAACUGUGGCUUCAAGCAGCAGGAGACACCCCUAGCGCAGGAAGUGGGCAUUGAGUGGAGAUUGCAGCAUAGAGGAAAAGGACGGAAAGUGCUUGAGAUGAAGACACGACUGGAUGAUUUAGAGGGGAGCACAGUGGUGAAUGCUGAGAGGAGAGGCUCAAGCAUCGAUGCUGCCCUGGUUGUUAGUGAAGGUGACGCCUCUGCGACUCUGACCAAGCUAAAGGUUAUGGAUGAGGGGACCUACAUCUGUACAGUCAGUAUAGGCCUUUUCCAUGCCCAGCAGGUCAUUCAACUCCAUAUUAUUCAACCGCCCAGUGUUUCACUCUCAGAGGAGAAGUUGGUUUUGAAGUCGUCACCUCAGACACUGAGCUGCCACUGCAGUAAAUACUACCCACUGGAUGCUCAGAUGGAGUGGUUAUCCCUCUCUCCUACAGACUCAGAACCCACUCUUUUUAAAGACCAGGGCUCUCUGUCCAGCCAUCGGCAGCAUGGCGACGGGAGUUACUCUCUGUCAUCUCACCUCACUGUGCCCUCCGACAUCUCCCCUGGAACUAAAAUUACUUGCAAGGUGUCUCACCCUGCCCUGGACGCUCCUCUCUCUAACAGUGUGCUGGUAGAAAGUCCUGAACCAGAUUCCUAUUGGUGGGUUCUGGGCUUCUUGGUCAUCACUGUGCUUUUCUUCUACCAGGUCAUGAAAUAGAUUAGUAGAUGUUCUAGUAGGUCAUCCAGAUCUGAAACUGAGCCCACAAAGUUUAUGUUAUAAUGAUUAUGUCACUCUUGGAUUACUGAUUUCUUACUUCUUACUUCUAGCUGAGCUGGAAAAUACAAACUUAUGUCUGUAGAUUAUAACUGUAUUUCAGUUUUUAGCUAUAUAAUUUAUGUGCUUUAUUAAGUUGUUGUUGAGUGUUAUCAGGGGUAAAGUUGCACUAUACAAGUUUGGAGCUUGUUUCUUGUUUCCUUCUUCAGACUUUGCAUAAUCACACAAAUUUUAUUUGAAGGCAAAUAUUAAAUCAAUGGUACUGAAAAUAUUGAUAAUCUGAGACAUACAUCAGUAAUGUAUGGUCAGUAAAUGAUUAUUGUUUUCUUGAAUUUGAAGUGUUGCUUUCCUGUCCAUGUUUUACUAUUAAUUACCCAUCAGAAGUCUACAGAGUUGCAUAAAUCUUGCACCACAAGAAUAACAAAUACAACUGAAAUUAGCAGUUAUACAGCAACAGAGCGAGUAACAAUAAAACAUGAGACUGUGGGUCUGAUUCUGACUGGAUUACGUUAUGCAGGUCUUGAACUGUUCAUAAUGCUACUGUGUGUACACUGAGAGUUAAUGUGGGUUUAUUUGUUCCACUCAUCAGAAUAGAGUGGAAAAUUGGGCCAUGCACUCGUUUGUUUGCUAGCUCUAUUACCACUGGUAUACUGUUAAUUAGUGUCUUGGUUUAAAGCAUUGUAAGUUUAUUUUUGCACGAGAGGACUUAUUUGUCAUACUGUUUUCAUUUGGUUCUUACUGACGCUAUUUUAAAUGUAGCAUACACUGUAUGCCUUGUUCUCUUUUUGUGUGUGGUGUAGAUAUUGUACUUUUCAUUUCACAAUGAAGGAUUUUGUCUCUCAAUAUUAGUACAUUUCUUUUUUUUUUUUUUACAACUGAUUUAAGCUUUGUUGUAGAUAAAUCACAGACUUUCUCUUUAAAAAAAACAGAAAAUUUUUGUCAGAAUCAUAAUCUGUAUGUUGGCAUGAUGAAGCUGAAGUGCACCAGUGGAGUAGACUGUGGAUAAACAUUUGUAAACAAGGUCUGAAUUGGCCCAUUAUGUUAAGAAAAUACAACAAAGGUCAGCAUA
Molecule: messenger RNA, 3084 nt
Organism: Thunnus maccoyii (southern bluefin tuna)
Lineage: Eukaryota; Metazoa; Chordata; Actinopteri; Scombriformes; Scombridae
Gene: tapbpl
Product: TAP binding protein like
Exons: 8
Coding region: 651-1958 (435 amino acids)
Biological process (GO): antigen processing and presentation of endogenous peptide antigen via MHC class I
Cellular component (GO): membrane
Source: RefSeq, a predicted model, not a curated record